This is a messenger RNA of Colletotrichum karsti, 1536 nucleotides long. RefSeq lists its product as uncharacterized. The record is from RefSeq and is a predicted model, not a curated record. The transcript has 3 exons. Bases 1 to 1536 code for a protein of 511 amino acids. NCBI's taxonomy places the organism in Eukaryota, Fungi, Ascomycota, Sordariomycetes, Glomerellales, Glomerellaceae.
AUGGAGGGGGAUGAAUGCAGUCCGCUGGAGGGGAAGUCGUGGUCAAGGGUCGCAUCCAAUGUUCCAGAUCCGCCAAAGUGCAUCGAGGAAUGCCGGGCGCGGUUUCUUCGGGACGUGGUACAGGGCUAUGAUGACUCGAGACUGCCGGAGGUGUGCGGGAUUCUGUCAAAGAACGACGGGGCGCAGGAGCGGUUGUGGGAUCUAUAUUGCUGCAACUCGUCGGCGUGCGGGGUCAAGCCCGAGAUGGGACAGGAUCCCGGUGUCAACUGGAUCGUCAACCGGUGCCAAAGUCACGGAAUUCAAGACCCAGGGCCCCCGUCGUUGGGACAUAUCUGUCCAGUCAUCGGACCUCCAGGCGAUUGUGCGAAAGGGUUGUUCUACAGCGACGGCAGACCGCACCCAACUCCAUACGCAACGCAGUCGCAGGGCUUCUGGGCGACGCCCACUUCAGCUUCAAUGACUUCGUCGGUUUCCGCAACCCGGUCUGGCCACUCUGCCUCCGGGACCUCGAGCGCAUCCAACCUGAAGCAGUCAGACGAGGACCAACCCAGCGGCAGUCUACCUCUGGGUCCUAGGAUAGCCAUCGGCGUCUGCGGCGCCGUCGUUUUACUCGCCAUCGUGGCAGUCGCAAUCUGUCUGUACCGAAGGCGCUCUCGACGGGGAUAUACGCAGAGCAUCAAGAGCGAGAUAAAACACAACCCACUUCCCCAGGCGUGCUCGCCGACACCUCUCAUCUCACCCACGGCUUCAACGCACGAGAACAUACACAACCCGGUCCCCCUCACGCCACCGCCUCGUCUGAAAGAGCGCAGAAUACUUCCCACGCUUCUGACCCCGACAUCUUCCGAGUUUGGAGGCUCGUUUCCAGGCACACCCGUCAGCAACCUCAACUCGAGCACGAGCAGCUUUCCGCAGCCUCCUUUCGUGACCCAAAGAAACAGCAGCUUCUCGUCGAGGCACCACCGCCCAACCAAGUCUCUGGUCAACCCGCCAUCGACAAUCUUCCAGGGGAAGGAGCUGAAGACCGCGAGCAUGAGCAGUGCGACCACCGGCCGCACAGCCAGGACGGUCUCUAACACAUCGAGCGGCUUUCCUUACCCAGUACCAUCAUCACCAUCACGGCCUGCUCGUCCGCAUGAGAUGCCGCUUCGCAUACCGGAUCUCGUCUGUCCCGGCCCGCCACCCAACCGCGCACUUCCGCCACCACCGCCGCCAGUCAGCCCCGUCAGUCCGAUCGCGUUAUUACGGCAACACUCCACGGACAACGGACACAACGUCAGCAUGGCUCUGGCCGCGGGGUUCAUACCACCGCGGAAUCCUGCGAGAGGAGUUGUCUUGGGGAAGGACUCCAGAGACUUCUGCGAUUUGACGGAAAGCUAUGCGAGGGAGUCCAAAGAUAGAGAUAGCUGGGGAAGCUGGAGUAUCGGGGCCGGUGGAACGAUACUUGGGUCGAGUUCCAUCCAGAGGGGAGGGGAGAGGGUGAAUAGUCCUGUGCUGGAAGAGGCAGACCUGGAGAGGAUGGGAGGGAGAUAUUGA